Messenger RNA from Notothenia coriiceps (black rockcod), 3163 nucleotides. It is a transcript of the gene fnbp4, whose product is annotated as formin binding protein 4. Lineage: Eukaryota; Metazoa; Chordata; Actinopteri; Perciformes; Nototheniidae. The transcript has 17 exons. Gene Ontology annotation, molecular function: protein binding. The record is from RefSeq and is a predicted model, not a curated record. Bases 61 to 2715 code for a protein of 884 amino acids.
CAAGACAGAGCCGCAACACCGACGCCAGGGAAGGGAGCAGACCCAGACUGAGAGACUGCGAUGGGUAAGAAAAGUCGCCUCACAGGCGGAGCGGUCGGUCGGAGAACGAUCCUUCAGCUUUCACCUCCCGGGCUCCGCGGUGGAGAGAGGGAAGAAGCCCCCUCGGGAUCUGAUGACGAACAGGAGGGUAAUGGACUCAGAUUCGUGAGAGAUAGAAUAACAAACAUGAAGACUCCCGCAGUAAAGGCCACGGAGGGUUUGUCCUUGCUUGGAGCGUAUGAUGAUAGUGAUGAAGAGGAUGAUGGAGACUCGCAGAUUGUUGUGGCGAAGUCAACUGACAUCGACAGUACAUUGGCUAAUUUCAUGGCUGAAAUUGAUGCAAUCACCACCCAGCCAAAUUCAGAAGAUGCAGCAUCUCAUCCUUCAGUCCCAACUACCAACCCACCCAGACCUGAGGGUAAUGCUCAACAGCCAGCCGCCAGUGGGGAACGGGACCAACAAAGCAAAGAGUUUGAGUAUAAUACUCAGUGCUCACUUGCUGGAGUUGAUGUCGAGAUGGGAGACUGGCAGGAGGUGUGGGAUGAGAACUCUGGCUGCUACUACUACUGGAACACUCUGACCAACGAGGUGUCCUGGGAGCUCCCGAACUAUUUAGCUGAUCAGAUGCAAAUCCGCGGGCAGUAUGCCAACAGCUCUAGUCUCAACGGCAAUGGCACUGCACAUUCAGAUCAUCACACCAAAGAAAGUGUUGCACCUGCUACAGCCCCGCCAUCAGUGAAAGAGACCAAAGUGAAGGAGGUAAUUGAGAGUGUUGUCGGCCUCACAAGUGAAGAGGAGGACCGCCGUGGAGUCGCUGCAUCUCUGCUUGGUCCGCUGAUCCCUACUGAAGUGAAAGAAGCAGAGGAGAAAUGGAGGAAAAUGCUACUUAAAAGCUUGGAUGAGCCUGAGGACAGUUUGGAUUCUGAUGGAGAUGGUGUUCGCCCUGCAGGAUCCCCCUCCACCCCUCGGUCAGACCCUGACCCAAUCCCAACUACCCAGAAAGAUCCUUCUACCAAGAAGCAGUCGGGAGAAAACUCUGACGCUGAGGAGGAGACGGAGGAAGACACAAUAGAGCUGGAACUGGCUCUGGAGAGGAAAAAGGCUGAACUCCGGGCGCUGGAGGAUGGUGAUGGGAGCGCAGGGGGCUCCAGUCCUUCUUCUGAGACGAGCCAAGAACUUGGUUCUCGUGUCCCUUUAGUGAAGAAGAACAGGUGGAAGACUGCCUUCCCCUCUCUUCCCAGCCCGGAAUCCAACAGCAGAGGCUCGGACCUACAGGACAACGCAGAGACUGCUAUUCCUACGGUCCUAGAGAGCGUUGCAGAAGGAGAAGACAAGGACAUUGACAGUUCUGAGGAGAAAACUGUUGCAAAGCCACCGGCUAAAGAAGAGGUGGAAACACCUGAGCUCAAGUUUCAGAUUGGAGAACUGGCCAACACCUUAACCAGCAAGAUGGAGUUCCUUGGGAUAAACAAAAAGGCGAUUUCAAACUUUCAGUUUCUUCUGCUACAAACUGAGACUCGGAUUGCUGACUGGAGGGAAGGCGCUCUGAACGGGAUCUAUCUUCGCCGCAGGCUUCAGGAAGCUGCCGAACACAUAAAAUAUUACGAACUUAACGCGACUCCUAAAGGCUGGUCCUGCCACUGGGACAGAGAGCACAGGCGGUAUUUCUAUGUGAACGACCGGACCAAUGCCUCCCAGUGGGACUUCCCGAAAGAGGAGGACAAGGAGGAGGAUCUGAAAGAUACCCAGACACAGACAUCCAGUCAAGGGGACAGCAAAACAUCCUCUGCAUCUGCUGGUGGGGUCACAGGAUCUUGUACCUCUCCCUCCACCGCCCCACCAGAUCCUCCUCAGCCCGGUGACACAUCCCUCGCUCCCCCAUCUCAACCUCCGCUUCCUGACAGCCCACCACCUCCACCUUCCAGUCAGCCUCCGCCCCCCCCCCUCCCCCCAGGCUCACCGCCUCCACCCCCUCCCCCUCCUGACAGCGAUGAAGAGAUCAUGGAGGUGGAGAUGGAAAUGGAUGACGAUGAUGACGGGGAGCCGCCAGCCCCCGGAACGGAGCUAGAUGGCAGCGGCAGGCCUCCUUUACCUCCAGGCACUGCCAGCAUGAAGAUUCUGGAGUCGUCUGGGCCCUAUGGGAAGGGUCAGAAACGUAAAGCCGGUCAGAUGAAUAAAGCCAUCACUAUUGGCAGCAAUGCUAUCCUCUACACUCAACCUGCCUUCAGUGCAGCCCCUCUAAUGUCCGCUGCUGCCUACUGGGGCGUACCGGCUGUCCCUGCUCCAUUGGUCCCUUGUGAACCUCCGGCCCCCCCCCUCCCUGCUCUACCUCCUCAGCCCCCACUGCCCCCCUCCCAGCCGCCCUCUGAACCUCCUGCAGCCAAAGCUCUGCCCACAGACAAGACCAAGAAAGUGAAAAAGGAAAAGACAAAAAAGAGUAAGAUCAAAAUGCCAUCUCUGGUGAAGAAGUGGCAGAGCAUCCAGAAAGAGUUGGAUGAAGAAGAAAAGAGUAGCUCCAGUGACGAGGACAGAGAUCAGCUGAACAAAAGGGGUAUCGAGGACUGGAAGGUCCAGCAGCUCAUGACGGGAAAAGCUUCUAAGAAUGCCAACUUUGAGUCACUUCCAGAUAACUGGCGCGACCGACUAAAGAAACGGAAGACGACGAAUAAGACGUAACACCCACACUGGGUCAUACACUGCCCAUUCAGCCUUUCUCUUCUUUCUUUUUUUGUUUAUCCACUACAACCAUUACUUAAAAGUCAUUCUACCCCAUAUUAUGUUUUGUGAAAUGAUCUAGUGACUUUCUUCAUCAUUUGUUCUUGUUUAUGAUGGAGACAUUUAGAGGCCAUUCUCCAGAGGGGUUUGAAUGUCUUUGUCUUGGUUUGUAGUCACUAUUGUAAACGUGCCAAAAGUUUUGAGUCCAUCGGAAACAAUUUUUUGUAUAGAACCCACAAAGAUGACCGCAGUUUUUUUUGGAAGGAUUGUCUAUUUUAUUGAGCAUUUUUACAACUCUGUACAUAUGUAUUAUGGGAGAAGCCAUGUUUUUGGAAGGGCAGGAGGGGUCACUGAACUUGUACAUUUUGUAAAAAGUUAAUAAACUGUUUUUCCAAAGCCAGUUAUUUUU